UCUCUCUUUCUCUCUCUAUAUGUAUAUGUAUGUAAAAUUUGGAGUCAAAUUAAAGGUUAUAUAACCCCACAUCAAGUCCUUUGAGGACCGGCCUUGAUGCUCAAGAACCACCAAGGCUAGAUUUUCACAAAGAAAAGAAUCAAAAAAAGGGCAAAAGAAUUAUUUGGCAAAAAAAAAAAAAAAAUUGUUUUUAGCUACUAAGUAGUUUUCACUUAUUUUGGUUUUGGCUCAAUGGGAAGGUCUCCUUGCUGUGAAAAAGCUCAUACAAAUAAAGGAGCGUGGACAAAAGAAGAAGAUGAUCGUCUCAUCGCAUAUAUAAGGGCUCACGGUGAAGGCUGCUGGCGGUCGCUUCCAAAGGCCGCCGGCCUCCUCCGCUGCGGCAAAAGCUGCCGCCUCCGGUGGAUCAAUUACUUAAGGCCUGACCUCAAACGUGGCAACUUCACCGAUGAAGAAGAUGAACUCAUUAUUAAACUCCACAGUCAUCUUGGUAACAAGUGGUCUCUUAUAGCUGGAAGAUUACCAGGAAGAACUGAUAAUGAGAUAAAGAAUUACUGGAAUACUCAUAUAAGAAGGAAGCUUUUGAGCCGAGGUAUUGAUCCCACAACCCAUAGGUCAGUCAAUGAGCCUGCAUCAGCUAGAGAAGUUACAACAAUAUCAUUUGCUGGUUCGACAACUAAAGAAGACGCAGAAAAGUGUAUCACUGCAGGCAUUAAUUUAAACAACAAAGAGGAAAACAGUCCAGUUUUCGAACGGUGCCCAGAUUUGAAUCUUGAACUCAGAAUAAGCCCUCCUUAUCAACAACAAGCACAAGAGCAAUUGAAAACAGGAGGGAGGACUAUAUCUCUGUGCUUUGCGUGCAGUUUGGGUGCACAAAACAACAAAGAUUGCAGUUGUAAUAUUGAAGGUGGCAGCAGCAGUAAUUCUGGAUAUGAUUUUCUAGGGUUGAAAACUGUGGAAUACAGAAGCCUGGAAAUGAAAUGAAUUAAGUUUUUUUUAACAUGUAUUGAAGAUUUAAGACUUUAAAAUAGAAGAAAUUAAUAUUUGAAGAGAAAUGUAAAAGAUAUUUGUAUUUAGUUAAAUUGCUUGUUCAAGUAAUUAACAUCAUCGUUAUCUAUGGUAUAUAUAAGUAAGAUGAAUAGCGUGAAAUGGAGAA
Olea europaea var. sylvestris is the source of this 1153-nucleotide messenger RNA. Its product is annotated as myb-related protein 308-like. The transcript is spliced from 2 exons. The record is from RefSeq and is a predicted model, not a curated record. NCBI's taxonomy places the organism in Eukaryota, Viridiplantae, Streptophyta, Magnoliopsida, Lamiales, Oleaceae. Bases 232 to 981 code for a protein of 249 amino acids.